Molecule: messenger RNA, 1277 nt
Organism: Alligator mississippiensis (American alligator)
Lineage: Eukaryota; Metazoa; Chordata; Crocodylia; Alligatoridae
Gene: CENPA
Product: centromere protein A
Exons: 5
Coding region: 248-691 (147 amino acids)
Cellular component (GO): nucleosome
Molecular function (GO): DNA binding; structural constituent of chromatin; protein heterodimerization activity
Source: RefSeq, a predicted model, not a curated record
CCGCCCCCAGGGGCGCCCCCCGCCCCCGGCUGCCAGUGGAAAUCCGCAGGCCUCCCCGGGGGUCACCACAGAGAUGAGGCCGCCGCGCGGCGCAGAGCGGGCCCCGUGGUGACGAGAAGGGGCGGACCAUCGAGUCGGGGCCUCCACACAGCGCAGAACGGCUCCGCGGCCACCCUCCGCGGAAGCACCCGCCUCCUCCGGCUCGCCUGUAUUCGAACCCCGCCGGAAGUGAUGUGCCAACUGUGCCAUGCCCAGGCCCCGCGCCCGCAAGACCACCCCCCGGCGCCGCCCCACUCGCCCCUCGCCCUCGCCCUCACCGCCACCCCCGCCCCCACCCCCACCCCGGCGCUCCCCCCGCCGCGCCCUGCCAGGACCGCGGCGGCGCCGGUACCGCCCAGGGCAGCGAGCACUGCUGGAGAUCCGCAAGUACCAGCGCAGCACGGACCUGCUCAUCCGCCGCCUGCCCUUCGCCCGCGUGGUGCGGGAAAUCUGCCUGAAUUACACACGGGGGGUGGAUUUCCACUGGCAGGCCAUGGCCUUGCUGGCCCUGCAGGAGGCGGCUGAGGCCUUCCUGGUGCACCUGCUGGAGGACUCGUACCUGUGCGCCAUCCACGCCAAGCGUGUCACCCUCUUCCCCAAGGACAUGCAGCUGGCCCGGCGCAUCCGCGGUUUGCAUGAGGGCCUGGGCUGACCUCUAUGGCCCUCCAGCCAGGGCACCCCGUGGCACCCCACAGUUCCCCUGCCCUGCACUGUGUAGGGCAGGCAGCUGGGGGCUUUUAAUUUGGACUAAGAUGUUUCCUCCCCGCAAAUCUACCCCAGGGCAGGGGGGUUUUGGAACCUUCCUGGUGCCCCCAGCCCUGUGUUUCUGCCCCCCCAACCCUGGGAGUGUCUGAGCUAGCCCCACUGGAGGGGCUCUGACCCCAGUGGGGAGUGCUGAGCCCUAUGGGGAGGUCCUGAACCCCCUGUGGGGGAGAGGGACCAUGGAUCUCGGGGCCCUGACUUAGGCAGGGGGAGAGGAGAUGGCAACAACGGCUGCUCCUGCUCCCCCUUGCCCCAGGCUCCCUAGUUGCCCCCUCCCCAGCUCUGUGCCCCAUGGGAUCCCUGCUUAACCCCUCCCCCCAAAGUUCCUUCUUCCAUAGUUACCCGUGCCCUGGUCCCUCUUCUUCCCCAUGAUUUUAGCUGGGGGGUGGGGGGGUGCUUGGAGAGCUGUAGUCUUGGCGAUGCAUUGUUUUCUCUGCUAAUUUCAGGCCAAAUUAAAGCAAUAUUGGAUUUUUCAA